GCGCGCCGGGUUGGUCGCGGAGUGCUGGCUCCGUCUGCGACCUGGACCCAGUUAAGGCUGCUUUUCUUCAAGCUCCUCGGGUGGUCGCCGGGCUCCACCAGGGCUGGGAACCUGCGAUCUCCCUGGUGGUGCCUACCUACCUUCCAAGCCCCCUCUUGCCCCGUAACCCCCUCACUCUGCACCUGGCCACAGGAUUUGUUCGGUGUAAGCAUGGUCGUCCCGCUACUGAGCCUUCAUGUCAAGUCUCUCGGAGCAAGUCCAACAGUUGCUGGAAUAGUAGGCUCCUCCUAUGGCAUCUUGCAGUUCUUUUCCAGUACAUUGGUGGGCUGCUGGAGCGAUGUAGCUGGCAGGCGGUCUUCCUUGCUGGUGUGCAUCCUGUUCAGUGCCCUGGGGUAUCUGAUUCUUGGAGCAUCUACCAACGUGUUCCUGUUUGUCCUUGCUCGAGUCCCUGUGGGUCUCUUUAAACACACACUGUCCAUUUCAAAGGCUCUGCUCUCUGAUCUGGUUUCAGAGAAGGAACGGCCACUUGUGCUCGGACAGUUCAACACGGCGUCCAGUGUGGGCUUCAUCCUGGGCCCUGUGGUCGGGGGGUACCUUACUGAACUGGACGGCGGGUUUUAUCUCACAGCCUUCAUCUGCUUCUCCAUCUUCAUUCUCAAUGCUGGUCUCGUGUGGCUCUCUCCGUGGAGUGACGGGAAACGCGGCGGUGCAAAGGAUGGCCCACGAUGGGGCCAGAGCCGUGCGCUUUGGAGAAGGACCAGCUCUGGGACGCAGGCAGCGGCCAGGCCGCCGCAGGUGGAGGUGGCGGCCACCCUGUGGGGCCUGCGGCACCUGCUGGGCUCGGCCGCGUGGGACGUGCUCCUGGUGCGCUGGCUCAUGGCCCUGGCGGUCAUGCUGUACCACAGCAACUUCGUCCUGGCCCUGCAGGAGCGCUUCGGGCUGCGACCACGCAUGGCCGGCUACCUCCUGGGCUCGGGCAGCGCCCUGGGGGCCCUGGCCGGCCUCGCGCUCGGGCCAGUGCUGCGGCUGGCCGGCCACCAACCGCGCCGGCUGCUGCUGCACUCGAGCGCGCUCACCUGCCUGCUGCUGCUGGCCUUCGCCGCCACCCGCAGCGUGGCCGUCAUGGUCCUCUGCUCCACCCUCCUGUCCGUCUCCACCUCCAUUGGCCGGACCUGCAUCACCGACCUGCAGCUGAGCGUGGGUGGCGCCGGCGCAGGCGGCGCCCUCCUGGGCCUGGGGCAGUCGGUGACGGCCGUGGGCCGGGUCGUAGCCCCCCUCCUCUCGGGGGUGGCCCAAGAGGUCAGCCCCUGCGGCCCCCCUGGUCUGGGGGCGGCGUUGGCCUUAGCGGCUGUGAUCAUCAUGUCACUAAACAGACCUCACUCUGGAAGCAAUGGGAGCGACAGGUUAAAAAGCGAGUAGGUGCAUUUGGACCACGCCAAGAGACAGAGUCCGAGCUGUGUCCGCGAGGACAGAGGCCACACUCAGGGGUGCUCCAGAAAGGGUCACUGAGACAGCACGUGGCUGUGCUUCGCUGGUGGACAUCCAGUCCGGCCUGCCAGACGACGAGAACCAGCAUUGGACACGCGUUGGAGCAAAGCUGUGCGAGAGGAGAAGGGAUUCAGUGUUUCUCCACGCGUCUCCCCUUCCUCCUGGCCGGCGGGGUUAGAAUUCUCCAGGGGAGCAGUGUAUCCCCAGUGCAGGACAGGGAAGCGGUGGCGAGGCAGCAGACUCCAGUAUGUGCAAAGAGGGAAGCAGCCAUCGGGAUUCCCCUGAUAAAUAAAAGGGUAACAUGAACACUGACCAGCUGGACCCUGGUGUCAGGUGAAAUUCUCUCAGCUGAGAGGGUCUUUCCUGCUGUUGAAAUCCCCGAGACUGAAGAAGCUGCUUUAUUAAAACCAGCCUGUCACAUUCUCAGAUCACACCAAGGGCCCACCCGGGAUGCUGGUUUUAAACCAGACGCCCAUCCUCACCCCCAGAGAUGGAGCCCAUGGGCCUGGGAGAGGCCCAAAAGUCUACUUUGAGCCCCACUUGCAGUUUGUCCUGGAGCUAGAGAAAGGCUCGUUCUGAGACCUGGUUUUCAUUAAAGGCCAGAGGCUUGGUUGUCUUCCGUGAUCGCU
Vicugna pacos (alpaca) is the source of this 2117-nucleotide messenger RNA. Lineage: Eukaryota; Metazoa; Chordata; Mammalia; Artiodactyla; Camelidae. The record is from RefSeq and is a predicted model, not a curated record.